This is a messenger RNA of Ooceraea biroi (clonal raider ant), 2654 nucleotides long. Its product is annotated as arginine kinase. The record is from RefSeq and is a predicted model, not a curated record. Lineage: Eukaryota; Metazoa; Arthropoda; Insecta; Hymenoptera; Formicidae. Gene Ontology annotation, biological process: phosphocreatine biosynthetic process. Gene Ontology annotation, molecular function: creatine kinase activity.
GCUGUGCUCUCUCGGGUUUAUGCCGUCUCCGGAUUUUCGUGCGACGUUCUCGUAGCGAUGGUUUAACGUGACAUCGUGCCCGACCCGCAUGUAUUUGCGUAAAGGAUUUCGCACGAGCUAGACUGUCGUCUCGUCUCUUCUCGUUCAAAUCGACGCGACGAUCGGCGCAUAAUUGUAUCUCGACGAGCAAUGGGCGGCGUAUGCUCGUCGCUGGGUAUAUGCGAGUCGGAGGACCAACAAAACGUCCAACAAACCGACAAUGCCGACGACGUCAAAAAGAGCAACAAUAUGGUUGAUGCGGCAGUUUUGGACAAACUGGAAACCGGCUAUGCCAAGCUGGCGGCGUCCGAUAGCAAAUCGCUAUUGAAGAAACAUCUGACGAAGGAGGUCUUUGAUCAACUCAAGACCAGGAAGACGUCGUUUGGCUCCACUCUUCUGGACGUUAUCCAAUCCGGUCUGGAGAAUCACGAUUCUGGUGUUGGUAUCUAUGCACCCGACGCUGAGGCAUACACCGUGUUCGCCGAAAUUUUCGACCCCAUUAUUGAUGAUUACCACGGUGGUUUCAAAAAAACCGACAAGCACCCACCCAAAGAUUUUGGCGAUGUCGACUGCUUCGGCAAUCUUGAUCCGGCUGGUGAAUACAUCGUGUCGACUCGCGUGCGAUGUGGUCGCUCCCUGGACGGAUAUCCCUUCAACCCGUGCUUGACCGAGGCUCAGUACAAAGAGAUGGAAGAAAAAGUUUCUAGCACGUUGUCGGGCCUCACCAGUGAACUUAAGGGCACUUUUUACCCGCUUACCGGCAUGAGCAAGGAUGUGCAGCAAAAACUAAUCGACGAUCACUUCCUCUUCAAGGAGGGUGACCGUUUCCUCCAGGCAGCGAAUGCCUGUCGUUUCUGGCCCACUGGACGUGGUAUAUUCCACAACGAUGAUAAGACCUUCCUGGUCUGGUGCAACGAAGAGGACCAUCUCCGUAUCAUCUCCAUGCAGAUGGGUGGUGAUCUUGGACAGGUCUACCGACGUCUGGUGACGGCGGUGAACGAGAUCGAGAAGCGGUUGCCGUUCUCGCACAACGAUCGCUUCGGUUUCCUGACGUUCUGCCCGACGAAUCUGGGCACGACGGUGCGUGCCUCGGUGCACAUCAAGGUGCCGAAGCUCGCGGCGAACAAGGCCAAACUCGAGGAGGUCGCGGCGAAGUACAAUCUGCAGGUGCGCGGCACGCGCGGAGAGCACACCGAAGCCGAGGGUGGCAUUUACGAUAUCUCCAACAAGCGCCGCCUCGGCCUCACCGAAUACCAGGCUGUGAAGGAGAUGAAUGACGGCAUCGCCGAACUCAUCAAGCUCGAGGCUAGCCUCUAAAUCCGGCCCCUUCCCUGGCACUUCCCCGACACUGUAUUCGUUUUCCCUCCGUCAUAGCCUCGUCGGACGCUAUACUGUAUUACGUGACGUCACGCUGGAAAUUAUGUCAACGGCGCGCAAAUUUUAUUCCGAGGAAAGAACUUGUCGAGUGAAUGAUUCUGAGAAUCGUCCGAGAUUCGUAGCCGGCGGCAUUAACAUUUCCAGCCACAUUUCCGCGUUUCUCGCGUCUUUAUGUUAAUAUCUAUAUCGAUAUUGUACAAUUAGCACUGUCUAGUACGAUGCAAACUGCUCUCGUGUUACCAUGCGUUAUUUUUUUUUAUUAUCCGCAGUCUGUAGAUUAAUAAAGAAAAAUCAACUUUACGUAAUAUUUAUUGUAUUAUUAAAAAUGAUUAAAAUUACAAAAUUAACCCGCCAGCCAAGAAAGAAAGAGAGGAGAAGAAGAAACAUUCUGCUGUUUCUUAAACAUUUACUAACAUGUACUUUCUAUUAUUAAUUUCUAUACUUAAUUUAAUUUAAUAAUUACUCUUUCUUUCUAUAUCUCUCUUUCUUAUCAAUUCGCAAAGACCCAUUGUUUGUUUUACUAAAGAAAAGUACGUUGAACUAAAAUCCAGAAGAUUCAAUAAAAAGAAAAAAAAUUAUAAAAUAGUUUGCAUCGUACUCUGCGCGUUGUAUUUGACAGUAUUUUUAGUUUUAUUCACAUGUUCCUUUCGUUUCUGUUUUAGUGCGUAAUUUUGAAAAAUUGAGAGAACCUUUCUUGGAUGUAGUGUAUUUGCAAAUUUUGUUUAACUUUCUUCUUUUGUCGCAAUUGCUUUUAUAUAUACAUAUAUAUUCGUUACCGAUGAUACAUAGUCACGCGCGUUCUCACACACACUUAGUAAUGCUCUAGUGCUAGUCCCUUGCGAUUCGUCGUGAUUGUCGUGAUUAAAACGAGAUAAGAAAAAAAAAUGAGGGAAGAAGUCGCUGUUUAAGGAAUAUUCAUUCAACGACGAUAUUUAAUUGUCCGUAUUACGAUCCGUAACGGAACCUGAAAGAGUCGAGAGUGCCGUUUGCCGGUACUUGGCGGUUUUCUAGUCUGGUGCUGCGAAUGGAGUGGAGCAACGUAUUCACGUUUUUUCAUUCUCUUUUUUACUACGUGAGUGAGUCAACAGGAAGAACAUCUGCGCGACGAAAAUAUUACACGCACUACGAAACACGCGAGCCAAACGCUGCGGCAUAUAGACAGUGUACUAUCAGCCGACUCGACAACCAAAUGUACGAAAUACAAGUAAUGAAACACGAAAAUAAAAAGACAUACACAU